Abrus precatorius (Indian licorice) is the source of this 1656-nucleotide messenger RNA. RefSeq lists its product as uncharacterized. The transcript has 7 exons. Lineage: Eukaryota; Viridiplantae; Streptophyta; Magnoliopsida; Fabales; Fabaceae. Bases 1 to 1656 code for a protein of 551 amino acids. The record is from RefSeq and is a predicted model, not a curated record. Gene Ontology annotation, molecular function: protein binding.
AUGACAAGCCCUCCAAGUCUUGUUUUAACCAUAGCACUUUGUGUGCUAACAUUCUUAAAGCCUUCUCUUGCUGUAUUUGUAAGCAUUGAUUGUGGAUCCUCUGAAUCUUUCACUGAUGAAAACAAUAUAAAAUGGACUGGAGAUGAUGCAUACAUUAAACAUGGAGAGUCUCAACAGAUCUAUUUAGGUUCUGACCCAUUGAGCACUUUGAGGGUUUUCACAACUCAUAAGAAGAAUUGUUAUUCCAUCAAAGUUGGAAAUGGUGAAAAAAUUCUUACUAGAGCAAGCUUUUACUAUGGGAAUUAUGACAAUAAAUUCUCUCCCCCCAUCUUUGAUCUUCAAUUUGAUGGUAACUACUGGGCCACUGUGAACACCUCAAGUUAUUAUUAUGUUGAUUAUGAAGCAAUAUAUGUAACAAAGGGAAACUUCACCAGCAUAUGUGUUGCUCAAACAAAGCCUAACCAAUUUCCCUUCAUAUCAUCCCUUGAAGUGCGUAGCUUGGACCCUACAAUGUAUAGCCAUGUUGAUUCCAAUCAUGCAUUGAUUUUGCAAUGGAGAUAUGCUUUUGGAGGAAAUCAAACUAUCAGGUACCCAGAUGACAUUUUUGAUCGAAUAUGGAUGCCAUCAUUUGGUAUAUUGCUUUCUGAAAUCAAAAGUGAGGCAUCUGGCUUUGACAUUAGUACAGCAGAAGAUCAUCCACCAAGUGCUGCUCUGAAAAAUGCUAUUAUUUCCUCAAGCACUAGAGAAUACAUACAGUUUAUCAAUUAUCUUCCAACAAAGGAACUCCCUAUAUAUAUCACUACUUACUUCUCAGAAGUGAUGAAAAGUGCAGUUGGCAAAAGAUCCAUUCAGAUGUACAUAGACAACAAGCCCUUUUCAAGUCCCAUAGUUCCUCCUUUUGGAAGUGUACAAGAAGUUUACAUCACCAAUAUGACAGCUUCAGCAAACACUUCGUUUAUUUUGCAGGCUUCAGACUCUUCAACCCUUCCUCCUAUACUCAAUGCUCUUGAAGUUUAUACAUUAAGUGACAAAUUAACUGCAGGAACUGAUAGCAGAGAUGUGGAAGGUUUAUUACAACUGCAGAUGGCAUUUGAAGUGCUUGUGGAGUGGAGUGGAGACCCUUGUCUACCAUAUCCAUAUAACUGGGAUUGGAUACAAUGUACCACUGAUGUCAAACCUCGUGUAAUAGCAUUGUAUCUUACUGGUUAUGCUCUGCAAGGCAUACUUCCAGAUUUCAGUUCCAUGAAUGCACUUGAAACCAUUGAUUUUCACAACAAUACCAUAGAAGGCGCCAUUCCCCAUUUUCUAGGCCUAUUGCCAAAUCUUAAGACAUUGAAUUUAUCUUACAAUAGGUUCAAUGGCUCCAUACCCACAUCUCUAAAGAAUAAGAACAUAGAACUUGAUACAACAAAUAAUUGCCUCUCGGGAAUGAAGUGUCAACCUCUCAGUGAUUCUUCAAAUAUCCUACCAUUAUCGCCACCAUCACCACCUCAACUUGGUUCGGGCGAUGAACCAAAUAACCCAUCACCACAAUCAGAACUUCGUGCAGGGGAUGAACCCUUGGGAGGUGGAAGCAUUAAGAUUAGCGAUCUAAACAUAGCAUUCAUAGUAGCUAUGCAAACUUUGCUACCACUGCUCUUCAUGAAAUUUGUGUGA